AUGCUUCAAGGAAACGUUUGUCGAUCGUUGGCUCACACCAUUUUUGUCGUAUCCUUCAUUCUAUUCACUGGUUGCGUAGUCCUCCACUACUAUGUCGAUCGAAUUCACGGUGCUGUAAUUGCACGCUUCUUCACCCUCGUCCCUGAUAGUCUUGUGUUUGAAAGUUUCAGCGGAAACGAUACAGCACUUAACACAUCACUUUACCUUUACAACUUAACCAACGAGCACGCCGUUCUCAAUGGCGCCAAACCAGUUUUCACGGAAGUUGGACCGUUUCGUUAUAAGAAGCAAACGUUUAAGAGUGAUAUGAAAUUUUCUGAUGAAUCACCUCCAAAAUAUCUUCAGUACAAAGAAAAAACCAAUUACUUCGAAAUUCAUGAUGAAAUGUCUGUGAACCCAUUUGUCGGCAAAGUAACUUCUUUGGAUAUUUUUACCGCAGCCCUAGUGCUACAAGGUUUUAGUGUUUUAACAAGGACAUUCUUGGUCGCUGCUAAGCCAUUUGUAACGGCAACACCUCAGGAAAUAAUUUGGGGGUAUACCCAUGGAAACAUAGAAUCCUGUUACUUUUAUGGACAAUGUCCAUCUGACAAAGUGUCAGUAUUUGUCGGUGAGAAUGGGACAUCAGAGAAUGAGUUUGUUAUUAAAACUGGAGUCGAUGAUAUUAAUGAGCUUGGAAAGGUGGUGAAAUUCAAUGGCCAAAGUGUUCUCAAUGUAUGGAAAAGUGAAUAUGCGAACUAUAUUAAUGGCAGUGAUGGAUUUUCCCUGGGGCCAGGACUCACUGUCGGUUCGCAAAGAUAUUUAUUUGCCCAUGGCGCUUGUCGUUCUGUAAUGAUGGAGGCUAUGAAAGAAGUACCCCACCCCGCCUAUCCUGAAUUGAAGGUGUUAUUGUUCGAACCGGCUUCAGAAGAUAAAAUGGACCACAGUGUUUAUCCAUCACCACAAGAGUUUUGCCAAGGUCAGAGUUACGAACCGAAGUGCGCUCCUAAAGGCUUCGUGGCAUUAUCUCCCUGUUUGAAAAACAACAGCUAUCUACCAAUUUACGGUUCACAAGGACAUUUCAUCGGUGCCGACCACAGCAUUCGCAAUCGAUUUCAUGGGAUUCCAGAACCAGAUUACAAUCUGGACAGAACAUAUAUGCUGGUAGAUCCUGUGACGGGAAUCACGUUGGGGGCUCACCAAGUUCUGCAGUUAAAUUACUACAUAGACAAUCCAAGUCUGAAAAGCUUACCAUAUCAAAAUAUGGCUGGAAACCUGUUCUUUCCGAUUAUGAGAAUUGUAAUGGAUGUCAGUGCGGAUGUAGAUGCCUUGAAAACAAUACACACUCUGGUUCACGGCAGCAAAUACUGGAUCAAUAUUGCAAUCUACAUAUUCGGUGGAUUGUGUUUGGUCGCAUUCUUCGCUACGAUGGCCAUAAUACUCAAAAUGAAUCGGAAUCGCUCGUGA
Molecule: messenger RNA, 1443 nt
Organism: Trichobilharzia szidati
Lineage: Eukaryota; Metazoa; Platyhelminthes; Trematoda; Strigeidida; Schistosomatidae
Source: the annotation of a GenBank genome assembly